Messenger RNA from Porites lobata, 4892 nucleotides. The record is from the annotation of a GenBank genome assembly. NCBI's taxonomy places the organism in Eukaryota, Metazoa, Cnidaria, Anthozoa, Scleractinia, Poritidae.
UCCAAAGUUGUUACAAAAAAGAUUAAAACAUUUGAAGAUUAUUUUGAGGAAUGUAUAAGAAAUAGAAAAAUUCCAAAAGAUACUCCUUCUUAUUUACGAAAAGCUCUUGAAAGAGCUAUAAGAGAAUAUGAACAAGGAAUUGAAAUUGAGAAAUCAUCUUUAAAUGGAUUUGCUCAAAAAUAUAUUAUUAAGGGUUCUCCACGUGUUUUACCUAAUCAGUUUUUUAUGGAUAAAAAACCUAUUAUUAAUGAAUUUCUUAAAAAUCAUAGAAAUACUAAAGUAAGAUUUGUUUUAGAGGUUAUUAUGGAAAAACAAGAAAAAGAUAGUAAUAAAACAAUUGAAAUUCAAGAUCAUUCAUAUUUUCAUUCUGAUACAUAUACUAAUUUAGUUUCAACUAAUGUAAAAAAUAUAAUUAGUGAAAGCAAAUCAAAAAUUUUAGAAGGUAUAACUAUAUACCAAAAUAAUGGUAGUGAUUGGUAUUUUAAAGAAAUUUACCAGUUAGAAAUUCAUACAAAUGAAUUUAAACCAAUGAGAGGUUCUUCUUAUAUUCCUCUUCCAGAUUGGAUUAUGAGAAAAAAAGCAAUUGUUAAUAUUCGAAAUAAAGAUGAUAAAUGUUUUCUUUGGUCAGUACUUCGAUAUCUUCAUCCAAGAGAAAAAAAUGAUAGUCGAUUGUCAGAUUUAAAAAAAUAUGAAUUUUCACUUAACACUAAAGGAAUUACUUUUCCAAUGAAAUUAAAAGAUAUUACCAAAUUUGAGAAUCUUAAUCCAGAUAUUCCAGGAAUAAAUGUUUUUUCAAAUGAUGGUAAUACUAUCUAUCCUUUGAGGGAAGUAAAGAAAGAUUGUAAAAAAACUAUUGAUUUAUUUUUGUAUGAAGAAGAUGGUAAAACUCAUUAUUCACUAAUUAAAAAUUUUUCAAGACUUAUACGUAGUCAAAUUACUACAAGAACAGAUGAACCAAUACAAAUUUGUAAGAGAUGUUUUUCUCAUUUUACAAAACCGGAACUAUUAGAUAAACAUAUUCAAUAUUGUUAUAGUAAUAAUACAUCAUUUGUAAAAAUGCCAAAAUCAGGAUCGAAUUUACAUUUUAAAAAUUAUUAUAAACAACUUCCUAUUCCUUUUACUGUCUAUGCAGAUUUUGAAUGUAUUACUAAAACAAUGAGUAGUUGCUGUCCUAAUCCUGAAGAUUCUUAUAAUUACAAUUAUCAAAAACACGAACCAUCAGGAUUUUGUUUUUAUGCAAAAGGAAUUGCUGGUAAAAAAAUUAAACCAAUUAUUUAUACCAAAUCUUCUGAGGAUGAAGAUGUAGCAAAAAUAUUUGUAGAAAAACUUACCGAUUUAACAAAAGGAAUAUAUGAAGAUUUUUAUUGCAAACCAAAAAAAUUAGUAAUGACACCAAAAACACAAGAAGAAUUUAAUAACGCAGUUAAUUGUUAUAUUUGCGGAUAUAAAUUAAAUAAAGAUAGAGUUAGAGAUCAUUGUCAUUUUACAGGUGAGUAUCGUGGAGCCGCGCAUAACAAAUGUAAUCUUAUGUGUAAAAAACCCAGAAUAUUACCAGUUAUAUUUCAUAAUCUUCAGGGUUAUGAUGCACAUCUAUUUAUUAAACAACUUGCUAACACCAGUCGAUUAUGCGGACUUUAGAGGAAUCAACGUUACUCCAGUUAUUGCCAGAACGUUUGAAAGAAUAGUGUAUAACAUUUUUAACAAGAGGUGCCUGGAGGAAUAUCUGAAUAAUUCCCAAUUUGCUUACCGCUCAGGUGGAAGUUGUGUAAACGCUCUGUUGAAAAUGCAACAUACAUUUCUUGCGGCACUGGAUAAACGGGACACCGUGGCGGUCAGAAUGUUUACGAUGGAUUUCUCUAAAGCCUUUGAUAACGUUAAACACAAUCUUCUAGUUGAAAAGCUGAAACAUAGUCCACUUGAUUCAUUCAUUGUUAACUGGUAUGCCAACUUUCUCGAAGGUAGAAAACAAAGGGUGAUUUUUAAUAAUUUGACAUGCCAGUGGAAAAUUGUUAACAAGGGAACAACACAGGGAAGUGUCAGUGGCCCAUAUCUUUUCAACAUAUUUUUUUGAAUGACCUAGAGAUAGAUGGAUACAAAGAUAUAUCCUUGUUUAAAUAUGCAGACGAUUCAACCGUCUUAGUCACGAUUACUAAAGAUUCCCCGGAUAUAUCUGAUAUUGCCUUGUCCAAGUUUAUGGAUUGGACUGUUGCAAAUGACAUGCAUUGUAACACUAGUAAAUGUAAGGAGCUAAUUAUGCGUAAGAGAGGCAAUUCAACAGUCUACCCAAUGUCUCACAAUAUCAAACAAUAUAAUAACAUUUCUUUAUUAGGCGUCACAAUUCAAGGUAAUAGUAAGUUUGGCUUGCAUGUCAAGGCCAAGCUCCAUGAAGCCAACAAGUGUUUAUUUGUCAUCAGAAGCCUACGCAAAGAAGGAUAUACACAAGAUGAAAUAGACCACCUCUUUAAUUCAAUUGUGAUCCCUAAGUUAUUAUACGGUCUUUCAGUUUAUGCUGCGAGUGUUUCCGAACUUACCGUUAUACAAAGGUUUUUAAAAAGAUGUUAUAAGAGGCGUUAUACGUCGGUCAAUUACAACAUAUAUGAACUUUUGGAGAAAAGCGACAGACGCCUUUUUUAUAACCUCAAACGCGAUGACCAUCCACUAAAAAGCUUGCUCCCAAGGUACAAAGACUGUAUUGUAAACCUUCGAAGGAUAUCCGUUGUCAGGCCCAGCAUUAACACUGAACGUUUCAAAGAUAGCUUUUUUAAUAGAUUAAUUUUUAAAUAUAAUCUAGCUGUGUAAAUAUCCCAUAUGUAUUUUUAAUCAAUUUAAUCUUUUUUAUUCAUCUUGCCAUUGUAAUUUUUUCUAUCGAUAUAUAUUUUUAAUGUAACAUCAGAUAUGUAAUUUUAUCGGAUGCUUUUAAUAAAGACGUUAUUAUUAAAGACGUUAUUAAAUUAGAUGGAAAAUUAGAUUGUAUUCCAUCUACUGAAGAAAGUUAUAUUUCAUUUUCUAAACAUAUCAAAGUUGGAGAAUAUAAACAUAUAAAUGGUGAUAUUAUCCCAAUAACUUUUGAAAUAAGAUUUUUAGAUUCAUAUAAGUUUCUUCAAUCAUCACUUGGUAAUCUUGUAUCAAAUUUGUCAUUAGAUGAUUUUCAUAAUACCAAAAGUGAAUUUAAGAAAAAUAUAUCACUAUUAACUAGAAAAGGAGUUUAUCCUUAUGAUUACGUUUCAUCACUUGAUAAAUUAUUAGAAACACAAUUACCACCAAAAGAAGAAUUUUAUUCAAAACUUAAUGAUGAAGAUAUUACAGAUGAAGAUUAUCAACAUGCAAUAAAAGUGUGGAAUGCAUUUGGAUGUAAAACAUUAAAAGACUAUCACGAUCUUUAUUUAAAAUCUGAUGUUAUGCUUUUGGCAGAUGUAUUUGAAAAAUUUAGAUCAACUUGUCUUAAACAUUACAAGCUAGAUCCAGCUCAUUACUACACAUCUCCAGGUCUGGCUUGGGAUGCAUGUUUAAAAAUAACAGGACAAAAUCUAGAUUUAUUAAGUGAUUAUGAUAUGUUAAUGAUGUUUGAACGUGGUAUUCGGGGUGGGAUUACACAUAUUUCAAAAAGAUAUUCAGAAGCAAAUAAUAAAUAUAUGAAAAGUUACGAUUCAAAAAAGAAAUCAAAGUUUAUUCAAUAUUUAGAUGCAAACAAUCUUUAUGGAUGGGCUAUGAGUCAAAAUCUUCCAACUCAUGGAUUUAAAUGGAUGAAAGAUAUAACAGUGGAAAAGGUAAAUGAAAUUUUAGAUAAAAUAAAUUUUAGCAUGUCAAAUACUGGUAAGAAGGGUUAUAUAUUUGAAGUUGAUUUAGAAUAUCCUGAACACUUAUGGGAUGAACAUAAUGACUAUCCUUUAGCACCUGAGUUAAUGAAAGUUAAUGGUGUUGAAAAACUAAUAUGUCAUUUCAAAACCAGAAAAAAUUAUGUUAUACAUUAUCGAACUCUUAGACAAUGUCUUGAGUUGGGUAUGAAAAUUACUUCUGUACAUAGAGGAAUAUCAUUCUAUCAAUCUACUUGGAUGGAACCAUAUAUUAGAAAAAAUACUGAACUUAGAAAGGCAGCAACCAACAGUUUUGAAAAAGACUUUUUUAAAUUGAUGAAUAACUCAGUUUUUGGUAAAACAAUAGAAAAUAUAAGGAAAAGACAAAAUGUACAUCUUGUUGAUAAUCGUAAGAAAGCUAUCAAAUUAUCAAGUCGUCCAAAUUUUGAUAGAUGUACAAUAUUUGAUGAAAAUCUUAUUGCAAUUCAUAUGAAAAAAACUGAAGUUUAUUUUAAUAAACCAGUAUAUGUUGGUCAAGUAAUUCUAGAUUUAUCAAAAACUUUAAUGUUUGAUUUUCAUUAUAACUACAUAAAAAAUAAAUAUGGAAAAAAAGCUCAGUUAUUGUUUACAGAUACAGACAGUUUAAUGUAUGAAAUUAAAACAAAAGAUUUUUACAAAGAUAUAUAUGAUGAUGUAAAAAAUAAAUUUGAUACAAGUGAUUAUUCAGCAGAUCAUCCUUCUGGAAUAACAACAGGAGUUAAUAAAAAAGUAAUAGGCAUGUUUAAGGAUGAAGUAGCUGGAAAACAGAUAACACAUUUUGUUAGAUUGAGACCAAAACUUUAUAGUUUUAAAAUUGAGGAUGAAAAAGAAUUAAAAAAGUGUAAAGGAAUAAAGAAAAAUGUUAUAAAAAAGGAAUUAGAUUUUGAUGCUUAUGUUAAUUGUUUGUUUACAGGUGAAAAAGAAAUGAGAACUAUGAAAAUUAUAAAAAGUGAAAAACAUGAUAUAUAUUCUAAAGAGGUUAAUAAAGUAGCUCUAAGUAAUCAAGAUGAUAAAAGAAAAGUACUUAAGAAUAAAAUUCAUACUUUAGCAUUAAGAUAA